Vitrella brassicaformis is the source of this 946-nucleotide messenger RNA. Lineage: Eukaryota; Vitrellaceae. The record is from the annotation of a GenBank genome assembly.
ACUGCAUUGCAUGGAGAGAAGAAACAUCAUCACAUAUCUCUUUCACAAAGAAUAGAUGUCUGGUAAGUAAGGAGGAGGUUGAGAUUCUUGCCUUUUACCUUCCAGACAGUGCGACAGAAGUCAGGGACAAUAGGAAGUUGAAUACGCUUGACUGUUCGAUUGAUAGGUGUUGGUGUGAGGCGGAGGAAGCUCUUGCUGACAGGGAAAGAGCUCACAGCCGGUGUCAGAGCACUCAGCUUGUUGCGCUGCUGCUGGAGCUCAAUGAUGAUCCUGGCGGCUCCCAUUUGAUUGACAAGCCGAUCGACAGUCAUCGACGGCAGUCUUCGACAGCGCCUUCAACGCAAGGUACACAGAAAUGCACAUAGAAGAGACAGACAGACAGACAGAUAGAUUAGGUGGAUACAUGCAUGGUGUACUCGUACUCGUCAUCAUCGCACCUCUGUCGCUCGUCAUCACCUCACAUCCAAUUGCGUCCAGCGAUGCAUUGAUGUACUUGCGUGCAGCGAUGCAUUGAUGUGUUUGGCGAAGUACGCCUUUAACGUGGGUGCAGCAGGAGCAGCAACCUGAGGGCUGUCUUGUGCCGUCCGUCGAGUGAGAGAUGGUCUCUUUGCCGCCAGUGAGGUCAGACAGGUAGACGGGCCCAAGCAGCUACAACACAUGUGUUGCAGUCUCCGUGUUUUUCGCGUACAGGCGGUCGUAUUGGUCAUUGAGCAGCUUCUGGGUCUCUUCGGCGAGUGAUGUGGCAUGAUCUUUCUCCUUGUCACGAAGUAUCGAUAAAUCUUCACGUCGUCUUCUUCACGAGUUCUGCAUGAGCUUGUGACGCCUAUCGUCACUCGGUAAGUCCGACACAAACGCUGCAUGCGACUCGCACCAUGUGCCGUGUGUUUGAACAACGUCAGCAUGAUCUUAGUGUGCUUCUCUUUGCACCCACUCUGAGUACCUGCAU